Messenger RNA from Empidonax traillii (willow flycatcher), 439 nucleotides. Its product is annotated as hematopoietic lineage cell-specific protein-like. The transcript has 5 exons. Lineage: Eukaryota; Metazoa; Chordata; Aves; Passeriformes; Tyrannidae. The annotation marks the transcript as partial. Gene Ontology annotation, biological process: regulation of actin filament polymerization. Gene Ontology annotation, molecular function: actin filament binding. The record is from RefSeq and is a predicted model, not a curated record. Gene Ontology annotation, cellular component: site of polarized growth; actin filament; cortical actin cytoskeleton.
UUGCAAAGAGCAGCAAGUUUGCCAGCAGGAGCCUUCAAAGAUGUGGAAAGCGGUCGUGGGACACGACGUGUCAGUGAAGGUGGAGCCUCAGGGGGACGACUGGGACACGGACCCCGAUUUCGUGAACGACAUCUCCGAGCGGGAGCAGCGCUGGGGAGCCAAAACCAUCGAGGGCUCCGGCCGAGCCGGGCACAUCGACAUCCACCAGCUGAGGAACAAGGUGUCAGAGGAACAUGAGGUCAUCAAGAAGAAGGAGAUGGAGACUGGCCCCAAGGCCUCCUACGGCUACGGAGGCAAAUUCGGAACGGAGCAGGACAGAAUGGAUAAGUGUGCAGUGGGACACGAGUACGUUGCUGAUGUUGGGAAGCACUCCUCGCAGACGGACGCAGCCCAGGGCUUUGGGGGAAAGUUUGGAGUCCAGCGGGACCGAGCUGACAAG